AUGGCUUCUCAUCUAAAAGGUGUUGCAAAAUCAACUAUGUCAGAUCAAAUACGUAAGGAGUUGUGCGAGUACAAGAGAGAUAAUCCUGCAAGCACACAAAAAGACUUGCAGAGAUGGCUUGAGGGAAAAUUUCAGUUGAAAGUUAGUCAAGGAACAAUAUCAAACACACUUAAGCGGUCAAAUGACUAUCUCUCUGCUGAAAUAGAAAAGGGAAGAGCGGAGAUCAAAAGACACAAACCAGCAAAAUAUCCUGACAUGGAGAAGGUUGUUUAUGAGUGGUUUCUACAGCAUCAAGAACGUGUGAAUAUCACAGGAGAAUUAAUUUUGCAGAAGGCAAGAGAUACAAAGAAACUCUUGUACCCUCAUGAUGAUUCAGAUUUUAACUUCUCUACAGGAUGGCUUGGGAAAUUCAAGCACCGACAUGGCAUAAAGUCAUUUCGUCGUUUUGGCGAGAGUGGGCCUGUUGAUGUACAAGACAUGGAGCAUAAAUUGGUAUCGAUUCGAGAGAAAAUUGAUCAGUUCUCUAUGAAAGAUGUUCGUUCAUUUGACCAAAUGAUGCAUGGUAGAAGAGUUCUACUUGUGGUGGAUAAUUGUCCAGCACAUCCAAGAAAUAUUGAAGGGCUAAGAAACGUUGAGUUGUUCUUCUUGCCACCCAACAUGACAUCAAAGAUUCAACCUUGCGAUGCUGGGAUAAUAAGAGCUUUCAAGAUGCAUUACCGUAGAAGGUUUUACCGCAAAAUAUUGGAAGGUUAUGAGGUGGGACAAUCUGAUCCAGGGAAGAUAAAUGUCCUUGAUGCUAUCAAUUUGGCAAUCCCAGCUUGGACGAUAGAUGUUCGAAAAGAAACAAUAGCGAAUUGCUUCCGACACUGUAAAAUUCGUUCAGCUAGUGACGUUGUAGGAAAUUUGGAUGAAUCCACUUUUGAUGAAGAAACUCAAGACCUCCAGACUAUGAUCAAUCAAUGUGGCUAUCGUAAUAAGAUGGAUAUCGACAAUCUAAUGAACUACCCAGGUGAAAAUGAAGCAUGUUCGGAGGUUCAGAGUUUAGAAGAUAUUGUGCGUACUAACAUUGAGAACAAUGCAGAGGAUGACGACGAAGAUGAUACGGUGUCUUUGGAGCCUGUUACGCGAAAGGAAGCACUUAUGGCGUCGAACACUCUUCACAACUUUAUAAUACAAUACAAAAAUACAACACCUCAGCUAUUGGAUGCAAUAAGAAAAAUUUGA
This is a messenger RNA of Medicago truncatula (barrel medic), 1224 nucleotides long. RefSeq names its product CENP-B homolog protein 2-like. Gene Ontology annotation, cellular component: nucleus. NCBI's taxonomy places the organism in Eukaryota, Viridiplantae, Streptophyta, Magnoliopsida, Fabales, Fabaceae. The coding region runs from base 1 to 1224 and encodes 407 amino acids. Gene Ontology annotation, molecular function: DNA binding. The transcript is spliced from 2 exons. The record is from RefSeq and is a predicted model, not a curated record.